AUGACUCAAACUGUUGCAACUUUUAAGGUAAGCACAGCUAAGACUCGCUUCAUAUUCUUUCUUAAGCAAUUUCAAAUAUGAUUUAUAUACAAAUUCUAUGUAUGUUUAUGUUUACCCGACGUAUAUGGAACGGAUGAAAUCGAUAUCAAUCAAUAGUAAACUAUUGAUUGAUUUUGAUUGGUCGACUGGCUUUCCAAUGAUUGAUAUUCAUUGAUUUCAUUGGCCGGGGUCUUUAUUAAACGCUUUGAAGAUAUCUGGCCCAAUCGUCUGUAAGACAAUGCCGUCAAUGAUCAUCGGUUGGACAAAACCAUUUAUGCCCUAUUCAAGGUUUGAUUACCACCGUGGCCAGGCAUAUUUUUCGGGCUUGCCCGGUGUGGAUAUACACUCAGAGUAACAUCACAAGCAUCAUAUUCACCUGAGUACAUUACACCAACACAGAAAAAAUCAUCUAACGUUACAUAGCACUCCUCGGUUGCACAAGGUGCUUUUUAGCCAUCAGGGCUUUCACUGCCGACUACUUUACCAGUGACCGCCGACUAUAAUUUGGUGGAGUUAGUGAAGUAUCUAAAUUAUUUUUGUUCACAACAACAAUGUAUUCAAUCUUGUUCCAGUCAAAAACAUGAAAUACAUUUUGUUUUUUAUUAAAGUUGGUUCUCGUUGGAGAUGGUGCAACUGGCAAGACGACAUUUGUAAAACGACACAGAACGGGAGAGUUUGAAAAGAAAUAUGUUGGUAGGUUCAGUCCUUGUAAUCGGGUCAUUCAUCCAAAAACACCUGCCCCAUAAGGAAAUUUCAAAUCAACCCCCCUCUCCCCUUCAUAAUUUUUAAAAUUAUGGUGCUGCUGUAAAACAAUAUAAACUUCGAAAAUUUUAUUAGAAAGUACAUGGGGAUUUGCAUGAGACAGAGGCUCGACAGGCAUGCACAGGGGUGGAAAAAGUAUCGGAACUUGGGAACCUAUAGUUCCCAGAAAUUUUUUUGAGUUGAGAGUUUUGCAGAAAAUUUUCCAGAAAAUAUUUCAACAUUUUGAGAUAAUUCUACUAUUCUACUUUAUUUACACUGUACAUGCUAAAAUCACUUUUAAAUAUUUGACAGAAAUUAAUUCUUUUACCCACCCCUGCCAUCACAAUGAAGAAAAAGGGAAAAUAUAUGCUCUGCAAAGUCUCCAAUAAAUGCAAAUUAAAUAGUAAACAAAUAAAAGUGAUGGAAUAAAUAAGAUGAUAGAUAGGACACUUAGUUAAGCAUUAGAUCCUUACUAGUUGGUCAUAACUCAUAAUUGUGGUAUAUAACAGACAACUAUUGUGAUGUACGAGCAUACGAAAACCAGCCUAUUUAAGCCUAUAAUUACUAAAGUACAAAUAAUACAAUAAUUAUGCAUUUGUUUUGUUAUUUUUGUAAUUGUAACAUUGCAAAUUUUACAGAAAAUUUCUAGACUUUGACCCAGGUUCCCAGAAAGAAAAAAAUUAUUUCCACCCCUGGGCAUGCAUGUCUGUUUUAAUGCAAAAUUUCCAUACAUUCCCCAUUAUAUUAGACACUAGUGCCACCAUUUUUAAAAUAUCACCUCCAAAUUUUGUGCAGUACUUACUAAUUUUGUCCUGUGUAUGGUAUUGUAAUCGCGUUCUGGUAUUUAUAAUGAUAACAUCAAAUAGUAAUUUGACUCAAAAACAUGAUAAUUAACCCACUGAGUGGCAGCACUCUCCCUGUGAUGAGCAAAAUUGACUGGCGUUAGACAGAGUAAAAUAAUAAAGUAGGGCGCAUCUGGGCGCAUUGCCACUUAAAGGGUUAAGGUCUGCCUGAAAUACUAAUGACAUUAUUUUUGACCACUUUAAGAAUAAGGUGUUUCGAUUUAUUUUAGCAACUUUGGGUGUUGAGGUUCAUCCUCUAAAAUUCAAUACCAACAGAGGAAUAAUCCAAUUUAACGUCUGGGACACGGCCGGGCAGGAGAAAUUUGGAGGGUUGCGUGACGGCUAUUAUAUAAACGCACAAUGUGCUAUAAUCCUAUUUGAUGUUACAUCACGGGUGACAUACAAGAAUGUCCCCAACUGGCACAGAGAUCUCAUCCGUGUCUGUGAGAAUGCCCCCAUUGUCAUGUGUGGAAAUAAAUGUGAUGUCAAAGACAGAAAAGUAAAGGCGAAGAGUAUCACUUUUCACAGAAAGAAAAAUUUACAGGUGCGCAACAGACCUUUUUAAAAAGUCUGCCUUGUGACAUAGUUUGUGGAUAAAGGAAAAUCCCGCACAGCCAUUUGGCUUGCUUGAUUGGCCAAAUGAUAUAGAGCUGUGCAAACUCCGGUUAUUUUAGCUCCGGCUCCGGCAGUCAAAACUCCGGCUCCGGCAAGGAAUUUUUAAGGAAAUUUCAUAUUUAAAAGCGGAAGCAGGCGAAAGUAUUUCAGUGUAAUUUCAGAAUUUAUCUUUUUUUUAAUAUACACCUUUUUACAACACUAUUAAUAGUAAACAACAUAGUAAUCUAAUAUAUAGUAAGACAACAUAUAAAUAGUAAUAUAUUAGUAAACAACAACUUAAAUUUUCCAUUUGAUACCAAAUGUUCAUUGAAAUAUGAAAUAAUUUUUCAUAAUUUUGUCUGCAGAAGUUUUCCAACUUCGGCAAAAUUAUGAAAAAGCUCUGCAUACUACGUCACAAGGCAGACUUUUUAAAAAGGCCUAUAUUAUUAUGUACAGUUUAUGGUGAUACUGAAUAUUAACACAUUGAGCACUAGUGCUCUCCUUCUGACGAGUAAAAUCAUCUGUCAUUAGACAGAGUAAAAUGAUAAAUUACUUUUCUCUUUUUAACGCCAGACGAUUUACUUGUCAAGGGGGAGCGCUGGCAUCCAGUGGAAAAGUGGCUAACUUUUCCGCUCAUCGCGAAAAUCAAGGUGCAAGCUUGAUGCAAGUGUUUUAACCAGUGCUCGACAGUCUAUUUCCUAAAUGUAAUAUCAAUAAAUGCAAUAUAAAUGCAAUACCAAGAAAAAUGCAAUACCAUAUAAAUGCAAUACCAAAAAAAUGCCCUGACGUAAAAUGCCUUAAUCACCCCCAAUCUUUUGUUUUAGUACUAUGACAUUAGCGCAAAAAGUAACUACAACUUCGAGAAACCGUUCUUGUGGCUAGCUCGAAAACUCACGGGUGACUCUAACCUCGAGUUCACAGAAAUGCCCGCACUCUUACCGCCUGAGGUGGUGAUGGACCCCAACAUGCAACAGAUGUACGAAGCAGAAUUAAAACAAGCCCAAGAAACUGCCUUGCCUGAUGACGAAGACGAUGAUUUGUAG
Molecule: messenger RNA, 3259 nt
Organism: Paramuricea clavata
Lineage: Eukaryota; Metazoa; Cnidaria; Anthozoa; Malacalcyonacea; Plexauridae
Source: the annotation of a GenBank genome assembly